Bombus terrestris (buff-tailed bumblebee) is the source of this 5772-nucleotide messenger RNA. RefSeq lists its product as uncharacterized. The record is from RefSeq and is a predicted model, not a curated record. The transcript is spliced from 4 exons. Bases 776 to 4903 code for a protein of 1375 amino acids. NCBI's taxonomy places the organism in Eukaryota, Metazoa, Arthropoda, Insecta, Hymenoptera, Apidae.
GAGUCGUUCAUUUAACGUUCUCGACCUGGACGCGAUCGCAUGCGGUUCAUUUUCGCGGAAACGCUGGAUCGGGAAUCCUGAAAACGCGCCGGUUACUAUUAUUCGCGUUACUAUACUCACGUCCAAUGAAAGUGGCUCAAUGUCGCGGUUAAAUAAGAACUGAGAGACGAAAAGUGGCGAAUUCUUCGUCCUUUUUCUUUCCUUUAUCGUGAUAUAAUCGGAGAAGAAUAAGGUGAUUGCAGAAGCUUUUUGUGCCAAAGGUAGAUUAAUAUUGUGAGAUUGGGACAGAGGGAUGUGAAAAUUGUUGUUUUUGAAAAAUUUGUUUGAGCAAAAAGAUGGGAUAAUAUUGUGACUAAUUGGAGAUCGACAGGAAAAAGGUAUUAAUUUUCACGUGGAGAAGAAAAAGGCAGCCAGUCGAAGAUCCAGAGGAUCAAAAUGUCGGAGGCGGAAGGUGAGGUCUUCUUUACGAGCUGGCGUCACGAUCUUCUUUGAAUAUCUUUGGCCUACGAUUAUUCGAGUAUCGUAUGAUAGAUAAUGAACGAGCGAAAUUGGUCUACGUUAACUCAGGGAAAAAUAUAUUCAAAACGUCGUGGAGAACCAUAAUUUCCAGAACAUCGUCGAGGGAGAAAGUGGAAAAUCAAACACAGUGGAAUAUUUAGACAUCCACGAGGAUAUUCCAAAGGAAACCGUAAAAGAAUAUCCGGAAGAGACCAAGGAGGAAUUAUUCAAAGAGGAAAAAGAGAAGGAGACGUACGUGGAGAACGAGAGGAAAUCGAUGGAAAUAGAGAAGAAAGAGGCCGCACAACCAGCGAGUUCGAGCACCGUGGACAACGACGAGAAAAUCAAACGAGAGGAAACCUCGACAAGAAAAGAAGGGACUGCGACAGGUACCAUCGAUGGACGAAACGAGAACCAGCCAGUCGGUGAGUGGAAUUCAUUGCCGCUACUGGUAGAACGUCUACGCGCGGCUCUCGAGCUCUCCCUAGGGGGUCGCCGCGAGGACGAACCGCCAGCGCUUCCCGAAGACUCUGGUGUCGACUCCGAAGAGGACUUCCGGAUUCGUACUUCCAUGGAACAAGUUCUGGGCAACUGCAAGGAACCAGAAUUGAAGAAAGACUUGAAAUUCCUCGAAGAUUUGUUACUAUCGGAUAUACAGACUGCUUUGUCCCGUCUUCGAGAGACUUUAGAGAAAAUCGACGUGAAUGCGCUCGCAAAACACGGCGCAGCUUCUGAUCCUACGAGUAAAUUGCAGUUAUUAAGGUUGGUAUCUAGUUUGUUGUCUAGGCUACAGAUGCCUGAGGAGACCACGGUGAAGAUUCCUGUGCUUCCUUCGACGUCUUUGAGCAGGAGACGAAGAGGAACUAGACACACUAUUGGUGUUUCUACGGAAGAAUUGGCGAAGGCUAGAAAGUGGUUAGAAGAGGAAAGAAAUAGUCUCCCUUUGGGAGAGAUUUCGCCUGUUAUAAAGGAACAGAAGGAACAGAAUAUAUCUACAGUUAGUGCGAUUGACAGAAAGCCGGAGGAAGUUCGUGAUAAAUGCACGAAAGACGCGAUAAAUCAAAGACAGUUACUAGAGGAUAAGAAUAAAGAAAUUAGGGACAAUAAUUGUGUGUGUCGUGGGAUCCAACAGGUGGAUGCAGCUGAUACUAAGACUAUUGGAGAGCUAAAUAUGUACCAGGCUCCGUAUAGAGCUAACAAUUAUCAAGAGAAAGAGAAUAACGAGAAUAUUAUUGAAGAUAGCGAUGAAAGAAGUCGCGUAAGCAAAUUGGCGGCUAUUCUUCGGCAACGGGCUGAGUUAGCUUCAAGUAGUGGAAGAUACGGGAAUAGUAACAAAUUUAGUGCAAAAAAGUCGAAGAUCAAACGUGCGAACACUAUUGAUAUUCCUAGUUACUUGAAGCUUCAAGCUGAGACUCUUGGACAUGAAGCUACGGGCUGUUUGUCCUUAAGAAAGCCAAUUAGUGUUGGAGACAAAUCGUUCAAUUCCAGCAACGUUACCGUUCCUACUUUUCAACCUAAGACAGAAAACGAUAGAAAAUUCCUGGCUUUAAUUACUAAAAACAACGAAACACCAUCAGUUGCACCAGUAGUUCCCUUCAAGACGUUUGGACGCACCAUGGAUAUGUCGUCACUGACUAACGAAAACUGGAACAGUAAAUUUUCCAACAUUAAAACAACCUUUGAUAAACCAACGAUGAGUGAAGAGAAGGAUAAUAAACCUUCUUUAAAGUUUCGAGCCAAUAAAAUGUUCCCUGGACCGGCUCAGGCACAAGUUUACUCUAAUUCUACUCCAAAUUAUUCAAACUAUUCUGCGCCAAAUCCUCAGAUGAAGAUGGAGUCAACAGGUUUCAGGCAUGCCCCUUCCUCUCCUUUUCGUAAAAUAGAAAGAUCUUUGCCGGGAUCUCCAUCCAAGGUUCCUCCAUCCUACCAUUGGUCAAAGAACGUUCCAGUACCGACAAAUACACUGAAAGAAAAAGCUAGAAUGAUGUUUGAUAAAGACACAACGCAACAAUCUCCGAAAUUUUCUAGAGCCAAUGUAGAGAAACCUAGUUUUCCUCGACCACCGUGGAUAGAACACGAGAAAAACGAGAACAGAGCCAAUAACACGGUUACAGAGAACGGUAAACUGGAUUAUCGAUCUUUUUGCAAACAGUUCGCGCCAUUCGUUGGAAAAACUUCCAUGGAAACGAAGAAACUCGAAGAACAGCGCCAAAGAGAACUGGCUCAACGAGACAACGUUACUGGAGUGGUGGAUGGCAAGAUUUCUUUCAAAGUAGUUCCAGACAAACGUGUUCAGACUCACGAGUAUCCUCCUAUGGAGCAUCGAGGAUCUAAAGACAUAUUCGAAGCGAUAAAAACUGGAAAAGAUCGUGAGAAUCGAUUUGGUGAGAAUAAUUUUGCAGAUACUACAUUGAAAGGUAGUUCAUCAGUGGCCGUGCAAACUGGAAUAAACGAAGAGCAUCAGAACGAAGGUAGAUCUUUCAGAGUGAUGCCUAAAAUUUCAAAAGGUCAGACCUUGGUUUGUAGUAACGCCGCUGUACAGACUUCUAACAAAUUGGAUAGACCAACGAUAUCAGUAAGUGAUGUAGAAAGUGAAAAACAAUGGAGACCUUUAUUUUGCGAGCAGUCGGACUCUGAUCAAGUGUCUGAAAAUCAUCAGAGAUUUAUUCUGGAUCACAAUCAGAAUUAUCAUACUGUAUCCAGUGGUUCUGAGUAUAAUAAUCCUGUAGUGGUUCCUGGUGUACGUCAGAUUCCUAGUGAGCAAGGUUUCAGAGAAUCCUUGCCUUUUCAAGAAACGCAGAAUUAUGAGAAACAAUUGUCUGCAAAUCCUGUGAAUAGUUACGAGUCUGAAGAUAACCAAAAAUAUUCUUCUGCUUUGGUUCCUUCUGUUUUAUUUAAUGGUAACAAUCCAUCUGACGAAAUAUCAAAUGCAGCAGAAGAAAAAGAGGAUCUUCAGAAGACACCAGAUUGGCCUAUAGAAAGUUCGACUUUCCCGGAUGAUGAAAAUAUUCAAAAUCAAGAUAUCAGCCCAGAUAUUGGAGUGGUUACAAGGUACACGUGUGCUAUUGCAACGGUUGCAUCGUCCGUGGAUAGUCCUGAACCUCGAUCAGAAGAAGUGGCAGUGGAUUCUAGGACGUCUUCGUCACCUUCUCCUUCACAAUUUUCUUGGUCCAGGUCUAGACCACCAACCAACGAGACUAUCGCUUCAGAGGACGAAAUUCGUCGACAUAACUUGCUGCAACAGAGCUUGGUUCGUCGCCUGCAGAAUGAAAUCACUUCUUUGAAUGAUCAACCUCAUCAAUCUUCUAAUUUCGGACAACACCUGACUGUUAGUCAAGCUCAGACUAAAUCCUCGAGUCAAUCUCCUAAUUUAGUUCCUCAACAACAAAGUUGUAAUCAAUCAAACACUGUGUUGAAUCAUCAGCAACAGAGUUUUAAUCAACCGAAUAUUGCAUCCAGUCACCAGCAACAGAGUUUCGAUCAACCAAAUAUUGCACCAAGUCGUCAACAGCAAAGUUACAAGCAACCAAAUAUUCCAUUAAGUCAUCAACAACCUGUAAACAUGAAUCAGAAUGUGCACCAUCCACAAUCGACUUUUAAUCAAAAUAUUCACCAUCAACAAUCGAAUAUAAUUCACCAGGAACAAAGAUACAAUCAACCAGCAAACUUCGAUCGACCGACAGGUUCCCAAGGACCAAGUCGAUUUAAAUAUCUAACACCAGUUCCUCAAAAGAAGCCAGAGCCACCUCGGGCGCGUUCACCAGGACCAGUGACCGUGAACAGGGUGGUUGCUUUACGGGAAGCUUACGAACAGGUGCCAAACCCUCAAUCGAAAUCAAUUCACAAGGAACGUUCUCCAGUUCCAAAUGGAGCGGUACCAAUCGACUCCAGUGACGAAUAUUUGGUAUCUUGUGCGAAUAAAACUUCUAGAUCUAUAGUGCUCUCGAAAUCAGAGUCCUGGCACCAAUUGGCUCUCUCCAAUCGUUAUCCUCGAGCACCUAAAAUAAACACACCAGCAUCGACAUCUUCGUUUCAAAGCUCUCAUCCAAAACCACCCAAACCAAAGUCUCCGUCUUCUCAGAAAUUAAGGUCCAAACAAUUUGAAGCGUCGUCAAUGGCGGACAGCGUCAAGAAGAUGGAAGAUAAGAUCAGACAGUAUUUCGAUCAACCAGGUGAUCAUGUAGAAUCGAAAGAUUCUUUGAAACACAGAAGAUCACCUAGAUUUGCGUCUAAAGGGAUGGUUGGACUGUCUCGUAGUCGUACUAUGCCUGGUUUAUCCGAUGAAAAAUUGUGUCUUUCGAUAACUACCUCUCAACAAAUGCCAUUACUAAACGUGAACACCGCAGAUGUUGACAAAGUGUUCGACGAUCUGUUCGAGGAAGCCACGAGGACGGAUAAUCAGUAAUAAAACUGGUUUGAAUCUCUUCGUUUAUUUAGCGUGACGUGUAUUUGAGGAAUACAGGACGUCAUAUUGGAUCCUCUUCGAUGGGAUCCGCUAUUUCUUGGUGCAGCUGGAUGAUUUGUUUUAUACUAACGAUUCUGGUUGUGGAAAAAAUUCACGAUUUCUAGUCGUCGAUAAUUGUAAUUAUCCUCCUGUCUUAGGAGAAGAUCUCUAGUAUCGUGUCCGAAUCUAAGGUUCGUCUUGGACAAUUAUCGAUCUGCUCGCGACGUUGCAGAGUGUCUUUCAUAAAUUAAGAAAUCAAAGGGAACGAGUAGAAAAAAUGGAUAUAAAACUGUGUGAGGAGGAACAAGUGAUAGAUAACGUUGUAAUAUUUAAUUGGCAGCGUUGCUUGUUGUGAUGCGGAGAAGACAUUAAGUGAAGCUUCGAAGCUACCAAAAGGAAGUUUAAGUGAAGUGACAAAUAAAAAUAAUAGAUCUUCAUGUAGAAACUUAAAAAGGAAACAACAACAACAACAACAAAAAAAGAAAAAUUACUGAAGGCAGUGGAUCUGCGUGGAUAUUAACAGAGGAGAUCAAGCCAACGUCGAAAGCCAUACAUGCAUACAUACGUUAAAGUGAAGUGAGCAUAAAAAAUAAUAAAUAUUCGUAUAGAAAUAAAAUUAAAAAGAGGAGUUAUUGAAACCAGUUGAUCUAUGUGCAUUUCGACAGAGGAGAUCAACUAACGACGAGAAUUAUACAUAACUAAUUAACAACAUUGUUUGUUGUGUAUGACGCGACUUACAGUACAGAGAAGACAUUAAGUGAAGCUUCGAAGCUACCAAAGGAAGUUCAAGUGAAGUGAAAAAUAAAAAUAAUAAAUCUUCAUAUAGAAAC